AUGUCAAUGUCAGGGAGCGCCAGCACUGGACCAGCAAUCACGAUUAUUAUAGAAGACGAUGAUGCCGAUCUCCAAAUUUCUUCCGAAGAUUUGUUCUUGACUUUACCGCAGGUAAACUCGGUCACUCGUCCAACACUCCACGACUUUAUUGUCAUUGAUCCUCUGGACGAUCCUUUAGAGCUGCGACUCGGUCCUUCAGGUGCUUCCACUCCGAGACGAAGCGAGGAUGCCCGUGCAGACAGGCCGGACGCUCCUCCCGCGAUCGAUCUCCAGUUUUCGCUUAGCGGCGAAGCCAUCACCGAAACUAAGAAGAGACGCAAGCCCUCCGCCGAUGAUUCGCUAAGCGCGGGUGUUAGGCUAACUUGUAUCAUCUGUAUGGACGCGAUGAAGGAAGAGACCUCAACCAUAUGUGGUCACAUUUUUUGCAAAGAGUGUAUUCUAGUGGCCAUUCAAGCGCGCAAGGCAUGCCCCACUUGCCGGAGGAAAUUGACCAGCAAGGACAUCCAUCGCAUCUACCUCUCGAGCUAA
Molecule: messenger RNA, 528 nt
Organism: Selaginella moellendorffii
Lineage: Eukaryota; Viridiplantae; Streptophyta; Lycopodiopsida; Selaginellales; Selaginellaceae
Exons: 4
Coding region: 1-528 (175 amino acids)
Source: RefSeq, a predicted model, not a curated record